Rhinocladiella mackenziei CBS 650.93 is the source of this 2835-nucleotide messenger RNA. RefSeq lists its product as uncharacterized. Bases 1 to 2835 code for a protein of 944 amino acids. Gene Ontology annotation, biological process: phosphatidylinositol dephosphorylation. Gene Ontology annotation, molecular function: phosphatidylinositol-4-phosphate phosphatase activity. NCBI's taxonomy places the organism in Eukaryota, Fungi, Ascomycota, Eurotiomycetes, Chaetothyriales, Herpotrichiellaceae. The transcript has 3 exons. Gene Ontology annotation, cellular component: endoplasmic reticulum. The record is from RefSeq and is a predicted model, not a curated record.
AUGCCUGGGCUUGUCCGCAGAUUGCUGAUCUGGGCAACCGUGGACGGACUCGUCCUCCAAGCCCACGGCCCCGCCGAACAUCACAAGGCCAUCCAAAUCGACUAUAAGCACCGCCAGAUCAAAGAACUCCAAAAGAAUGACGUGGGAGGCAGGAAAGGGCCUCCGCUGGAGGCCCACGGCAUCAUAGGACUGCUUUCGAUUGCAUCAUCCUUCUUUCUCAUUGCCAUAACUCAGCGGGAGCAAGUCGCUCAAAUCUUUGGAAAACCAGUCUAUGUCAUUACAGACGUUGCCCUACUUCCACUAUCCUCCCAGACGGAGGCCGAUCGUGCUGCCACCACUGCUCUCGCAUCCCAGGGAUCCAAUUCCUCGACAUCCGGCUCUGACUCCGAUCUCAGCGACGCCGACGGAGAGGAUGAUGUGGCACCGGAUGAUACAGAGCCUGAGACGCCCAUCGACACCAAACCCAGUCAACGGCGAGGUUCUAGCGCCACCAGCAUUGCUAAAGAUGUCAUCGCACACCGUGGCCAAUAUGGGCGAUUUGCUUCUCACUGGUUUUCUAAGCAAGGCUGGGGGGUCGGACGAAAUAUAAGCAAUCCUCCUGCUUCUUCUAAUCAGAAGGGUCUUUCUGCUGGAGGCCCCUCAACUGCCGGAGGUGAUGCGGCGGCCGCCGCAAAUCUUUCAGACCCCAAAAAUGACCCCCAAGCAGUGAAAGAGGCCAACGACGCUGCUCAGACGCGAGCUACCAGUUCUGUCACAGACGCUCUUCCUAAAAUCCUGCGGACUACGAGGAUGAUCUUGACGUCGGGCAGCUUUUUCUUUGCUUACGAAUUUGAUCUUACACGAAGACUCGCGCUCACGAACGGAACUGUAAAGGCCCCGUCACGGGAGACUCUCGAUCCAUUGUAUUUUUGGAAUCGACGACUGGCCACACCCUUCCUGGACGCCCGGCAGGAUUCAUUUCUCAUGCCAAUAUUGCAGGGCUUCGUCGGCCAGAGAGUGUUUGUUGUUGAAAAAUCAGCAUUCAUGGAUGAACCAUCAGCUCGUGUGGUCUCCGCUGAGCAUGAAAACGAGUCGGCGGGACCUGAACAUGCGAUGAACCAUGCGAAGCAAAGUCUUGCUAGCACGGGUGGGAAUAGACAGACCUACCUUCUGACUUUAAUAUCUCGACGGUCCGUACCACGUUCCGGAUUUCGAUAUCUACGGCGAGGAGUCGACGAUGAAGGGAAUUGUGCGAAUGCUGUCGAAACCGAGCAAAUCCUAUCUUCCGCUGACUGGUCUCCUGGCCGGCGAAUACGGUCUUUUGUCCAGAUACGUGGUUCUAUACCUCUUUAUUUUUCCCAGUCACCUUAUGCGUUCAAGCCUAUUCCCAUGCUUCAUCAGUCGGUGUCGAAGAAUGAAGCGGCCAUGAAGAAGCACUUUCAGGAUCUCAAGAGACGAUAUGGCGGAGUGCAGAUCGCUUCUCUCGUGGAUAAACAUGGUGGGGAGAUCAUCAUUGGAGAUGCCUACGAGAAAGCCAUCCGAUCUUUGCAGGAAUCCGACCCGCUGCAAGACGUCCGAUUCGAGUGGUUCGAUUUCCAUGCAGAGUGCCGCGGUAUGAAGUUUGAAAAUGUGUCCAAACUCGUCCACAAGCUCGAAGAUGAAAUCAUGAGUUAUGAUGAGACGGUUGUAUCAGGGCAAGGCGUCGAGAAAACUCAAUCAGGUAUCAUUCGCACGAAUUGCAUGGACUGUUUAGACCGGACCAAUGUUGCCCAGAGUGCCUUUGGACAGUAUAUGUUGCAGAGAGACUUGGCCAGGGAAGGAUUUGAAAUCGAUUUGCUACAUGAUCAGAGCACGACUUGGUUCAAUACUCUAUGGGCUGACAAUGGAGAUGCCAUAUCUCGGCAGUAUGCAUCCACGGCCGCGUUAAAGGGAGACUUCACCCGAACCCGACGCCGGAAUUAUCGUGGAGCACUAAACGACCUCAGUCUAACCUUGACUCGAUACUACAACAACAUGGUGAAUGAUUAUUUUUCCCAGGCUGUUCUCGACGUUCUCCUGGGCAACAUGUCUUGGAAGAUUUUUGAAGACUUUGAGAGCACGGUGAUGAGUGCCGACCCCGGUAUUUCAAUUGAUCAGGUGCGGGAGACCGCCGUCGAAAACUGUGCCAAACAGGUGAUUCAAGAAAAGGAUGAAGAUCUGAUUCACGGAUGGACGAUGCUGACGCCCGCUCACGAAAACACUUUGCGAACCAUCCCAUUCGAAGAAGCGGUUGUGCUGUUGACGGAUGCCGCUCUCUACUGCUGCAGAUUUGAUUGGACGACCGAGAAGUUGGCUUCGUUUGAGAAGGUCGACCUUCGAACGGUUUCAAAAAUCCGGUAUGGGACGUACAUCACGUCCACAUUAAGUGAACGACAGAUGAAAGAAGAACUCAAUGCUGGCAUAGUCGUCAUGUAUCAACCCGGAACAGAGAGCACCAUUCGAACAAACACGAGGUCUCUACAAAACUAUGUGGCACCAAAAUCCGAUAUGUCUGAGAAUCGAAUUGACGGAGGCACGGGCAUACUCUCCUGGCUGAGUCCGAGCUCGCCUCCAUCGUCCAGGAUUCUAGCAAUGAAAGUGAUUCCCGUCGCCUCGGGUCCGGAUGGAGUCGAUUCCAAUCGAAAUGAGCCAGUUUUGACAAUUGCUGAAAACAUUGCAGAUGAGAUUCGAUGGGCAAUAACCGGGUCCGCAGAUCAAGAGGAAGACCAGGGCAAUCUAGUAGAGCAUCAAGCUAUCAUCUCACUAGCAGAAGCAAAGAAGCGAACAGGAUACCUUGAACAAUUAGGCCAUUCGAUCAAGAAGUUGGUGUGGACAUGA